Molecule: messenger RNA, 1773 nt
Organism: Kwoniella botswanensis
Lineage: Eukaryota; Fungi; Basidiomycota; Tremellomycetes; Tremellales; Cryptococcaceae
Product: uridine kinase
Exons: 14
Coding region: 1-1773 (590 amino acids)
Biological process (GO): pyrimidine-containing compound salvage
Cellular component (GO): cytoplasm
Molecular function (GO): ATP binding; uridine kinase activity
Source: RefSeq, a predicted model, not a curated record
AUGUCAUCUCACAAUCCCAAUCAUACACAUCCCUCCUCAGGAGGGACGAGACCACCUAUGCAACAUACCCGGAGCAAAAACAUGGUCAUGGCCUCUCACGGGAGAGCACCGUGGUAUGGUCCAGAUGGGAAGAAUGUAGAGGCUUAUGUGAUAGGUAUAGCGGGUGGGAGUGCUUCCGGAAAGACAUCAGUAGCUCGAGCUAUCUUAUCUGCGUUGAAUUACAUACCGACGGUAUUGAUCUUAUCUCAAGAUGCUUUUUAUUGUGCACAUACACCUGAAGAGAUAGAAUUGGCAUUUAACAAUGAUCUGGAUUUAGAUCACCCGAAUUCGAUAGAUACCCCUCUCUUCGUCAAAUGUCUGCUGGAUCUCAAGCAAGGUAAAGCUACCGAGAUACCGGUCUAUUCGUUCGUACAUCAUCAGCGGAUGCCAGAGAAGAAGUACAUAUAUGGAGCAAGCGUGAUCAUCGUUGAAGGGAUUAUGGCGUUGCAGGCGCCUGAAUUACGAGCACUAUACGAUUUAAAGGUGUUUGUGAACUGCGAUUCCGACCUGAUGUUGGCUAGACGCAUAAAGCGGGAUGUGAAGGAGAGGGGAAGGGAUGUCGAAGGGAUAUUAGAUCAGUACCUCCGUUUCGUCAAGAGUAGUUAUGAUAAUUUCGUUCAACCUUCUUCACGUUACGCAGAUAUCAUAGUACCUGGAUCAUCUAAUCAGCUAGCAAUUGAGCUCUUAGUAACCCAUGUGAAAAGACAGCUCGAUACACGUUCAUUGAGAUUUAGAAGAAUGUUGGCUGAAGCUGGAGAAGAAAGAUCGAAAGCGAGAUCUAGGGCGUCUACUUUGGUAGAUGGUCAGACUGAUAGCGGCAAUGAAGAUAAUGUGGUACUGUUAGAGCAGACUAAUCAACUCCUGGGAAUAAUGACGAUCCUAAGAGAUAAAACGACGGAUAGAGGAGAAUUCAUCUUUCACGCUGAUAGAUUAUCGACCAUUGUGGUAGAAAAAGCUUUGACGUUGAUCCCAUGUGAACCGAAGACUAUAAGGACUCCUUUGGGGAUUGACUAUCAGGGAUUGGCGAGGGACGAUCGCCUAGUCGGAAUAUCCAUUUUACGAUCCGGAGGACCCUUCUCACACGGUUUAAGAAGAGUUAUCCGAGAUGUACCUAUUGGAGCGAUGUUGAUCCAAUCUGAUCCUAAGACGGGUGAGCCGUUGUUGCUCAAGAGUGAUCUACCAGCUUCGAUCAAGUCUAGAGAUACCAGUGGGGAAGUAAAGGUUUUAUUGCUGGAUAGUCAGAUGGGUACAGGUGCUGCUGCCAUGAUGGCAAUCCGUGUGUUGCUGGACCACGGUAUCAAACCCCUCAACAUCAUUUUCCUAACAUACAUAAUCACCGAACCAGCUAUACAUUCCGUCCACCGUGCAUUCCCCGAAGUGAAAAUCGUCACAGCAUCUAUUGAUCCCGAAUUAUCCGAAAUGCAUAUACCAUACAAUUCGGAUUCCCUAUCUUUGGGUGAAGGACCGAUAAGUGCCGGAGAAGCUGAUUUCGCAACGAGAACGAUACCAUCGACUCCGUCAAUAGGAGAAGAAGGUGUGAAAGAGAAACCUGAUCCGAGGGAUGCGUUGAAGACUGAAGCUGAAUUGUCAUCGAACAAGUUCAAGGUACAGGUGAAAGAGACGGAGAAACUCAAGUUUUCAAGAGUGCACAAGAGGGGCGAGAGUGGUGAGAAGAGAGCUUGGGUCAUUUCACCUGGUAUGGGUCAUAUUGGAGAUAGAUAUUAUAUAUCAUAG